AUGGCUCGUUCAUCUGGCGACUCGUCGCUUCCCACGGUGGAAAAGACGCCCGCCCCGCCGGCUGCUUCCGGCCUCCACCCCUCGCUCUUCAUCCUGAACUGGAUACUCUUCUCCAAUGCUACCAUUCUCUUCAACAAAUGGCUGCUCGACACGGCCGGCUUCCGAUACCCCAUCAUCCUCACAUGCUGGCAUCUCAUAUUUGCCACGGGUGCCACCCAGAUACUCGCCCGCACCACCUCUCUCCUCGAGAGCCGCAAGUCGCUGCCCAUCAACGGUCGCAUGUACAUCCGUACCAUUGUCCCCAUUGGCAUUCUCUAUACCGGCUCCCUCGUCUUCUCCAACCUCGUCUACCUCUAUCUCUCCGUCGCCUUUACCCAGAUGCUCAAGGCCGGCUCCCCCGUCGCCGUCCUCUUCACGUCGUGGGCCUUUGGCGUUGCCGAGCCCAACCUUGCCAAGUUUAUCAACAUUCUCGUCAUUGUCAUCGGUGUCGCUGUCGCAAGCUUUGGCGAAAUCAACUUUUCUCUCAUUGGCUUCAUCUACCAGAUGCUCGGCAUCAUCUUUGAGGCUGUUCGCCUCGUCAUGAUCCAGGUCAUGCUCACCGCCGAGGGCAUGAAGAUGGACCCUCUGGUCGCUCUCUACUACUAUGCCCCCGUCUGCGCCUUUUUCAACAUCUUUGUUGCCCUCUUUACCGAAAUCCCCACCUUCAAGUACGACGAUCUCGUCAACACUGGCUUCACCAUGCUCUUCCUCAACGCAAGCGUCGCCUUUAUGUUGAACAUUGCUAGCGUCUUUCUCAUUGGCAAGACCUCUGGACUCGUCCUCACCCUGACCGGCAUUCUCAAGGCUAUUCUUCUCGUUGCCGUCUCCGUCGUCAUCUGGAAGACGCCCAUCACCCUGCUCCAGGCCGUUGGCUACGGCAUUGCUCUUCUCGGCCUCUCAUACUACUCACUCGGCUACGACGGUACCCUCAAGGUUUACAACAACUCCUUCGCCUACAUUUCCGCCACCUUCAACUCGUACGGCGCUGUGCCUGGCUCUCCCGACGGUGUUCGCGGCGGCUUGCUCACCAGGCGCUACAUUGUUCUCGGUAGCGCCGUCUUGGGGCUCUUGUUUGUCCUGGCUGUCCUCUACGGGUGGGUGAAUGCGGUGCCCACUGGCAUGCCAACCACCUCAUUAGGCGCCAAUUAG
Messenger RNA from Beauveria bassiana ARSEF 2860, 1188 nucleotides. RefSeq names its product triose-phosphate transporter. The record is from RefSeq and is a predicted model, not a curated record. Gene Ontology annotation, molecular function: antiporter activity. Lineage: Eukaryota; Fungi; Ascomycota; Sordariomycetes; Hypocreales; Cordycipitaceae. Gene Ontology annotation, cellular component: trans-Golgi network; endosome; Golgi apparatus. The transcript has 4 exons. The coding region runs from base 1 to 1188 and encodes 395 amino acids.